Molecule: messenger RNA, 1437 nt
Organism: Eublepharis macularius
Lineage: Eukaryota; Metazoa; Chordata; Lepidosauria; Squamata; Eublepharidae
Gene: ERICH1
Product: glutamate rich 1
Exons: 6
Coding region: 51-1046 (331 amino acids)
Source: RefSeq, a predicted model, not a curated record
GGAAGAGCGUGCGGGGCUGCUUCUGUUGCGGAGCGGUGAACGCUUUGCAGAUGAGUGGCGCCCGUGUUGUGUUGGGGGCCGAGGCAACUUCCUCGAGAAGAAUGGCCCUGAGCAGGAGGGCAGCAGUGUUCAGACGAAAGGUGUUGGAGAAGCUCUUUCCUGCCCCUCCUCCGGACGUUGCCAUUUCAAGCACAGAAGGGAGCAGUGUCCUACAAAGCCCAGUUUCAGAGCAAGAAGGUUCUACCAAAGCAUCAGAAGUAAGUAAAGAGAGGAUGAUUCUGCCUCCGAGAAAAAUGUACACAGUAAAUCCUCCUCCUGAAGAUUAUGUACCAGUUGCUAACAGUGAAGUGAAUUAUGACAACUCUGAGAGUAAGGAUGACAAUGACAGCAAUACUUCAGAAGAGAAUUAUCAAGGGCAACCCAUGAAAAAGCGCCUUCGAAAAAAGAGAAGGAAGAAACAAAAGAAUGUUUUGCAAAACACUGAUAAUUCUCAUGAAGGCCAAGUGGAAUGUGGGAUUCAUGAAAACAUAACCGAAGAUAAUUUACAGCUGGAGCGUGCAGAUGGCCCAGCUUUAAGUCGAAACAAAAAGAGGAAAAUGAAAAAGAAACGGCAAAAAGCAAAGAUGAGAGCGUCUGGGUUGCUAUCAAAAUCAACUGCUAUAGAUUUCACAUAUAGACCUGAGAGGGAAGAAGGAACAAAUUUUGAAGAUGUGGACAAAAAAGCAGAUGAUAUUCUGGAUUUUUUGCAAGCAACACAAGAAUUAUAUUUUUCUGACAAGCUAUCAAAAUGUGAGGAAUCAUCAGUGAGUUCAGAAAUCAUUUAUGAGAUUUUACAGCGUCUUGGAUCUCAUCGCGUGGCUUCCUCAGACAUCACUCUGCUGCACCAGAUGAAAUCCCUUGUACUUCUGCAGGAUGUAGAAAGACUAAAGGGUGCCAUGGAAGAGUUCCAGAUGCAUUCAGCGAUGCCUCCUGAUGAUGCCAAGGCAAUUUCUUUGCUGUUUCUCUACUGGAUUACAGAUAUCCUUCCUGGGAAGAACAGGAAAUAAAGUUCAUGUGCACCUCCAUCUGUACAGAGUUUAAAUUUAAUACACAGACUUGGAAUUGAAUUUAGGAAGGUUCAGUGCUACUCGAGUGGGUUGCAAGUUCACCAAGACACCAGCCUUAAAAAAUAUAUAUGGAUGGCUUAGUCAAGUUAAUGAUCAAUUUUAGAAAGACUUUUAAUUUUAGUCCAUGAGGUUGAGAGGAAAAUAGAACUAAGUUUACUCUUUAAAGGGAGCUCCAGUUUAUUACUAUGGCCGUAUUAAUACAAAGAAGAACCAUGUACAUAAAAGGUAUUUCAUAACUACAAAAAAAAUUUGUGGCCUGGGAAAAAUGGAAGUUUUAUUUCCAACUACUGUUAUUCUUUGUUUACAUGAUGUCAGAAUGCAUUUUUUUGUA